UUUUUUUAAUGAAAUUACACGUAUUUUUUUUUUUACUUUUCUGGCUUGAAUUAGCUCAUUAGAGCAAGAAUACUUUUCUGGCUAUUAUUAAAUAUAUUAUAUCAUUAAAAUAAAAAUAUUUUCUCGCAUUAAAGAAACAAUUUGGAAAUUUGAAUUUGAAUUUGAAAGUCCAUUUUCAAACCAAGAAACAGGAAGAUCCGUAUUCGUUUAAAAGUAUAAUGUUAACAAAAGAUUAAUGACGAUUGAGCGAGUAACAGACCCAUAUGUCAAGAUUGAUCAGCAACGAGAAUUCUUCAAACGCAUCGAAAUCCUAGAAUUUUCAAUUUCUUCCAAAGCAAUCAAAUCCGUUUCCCUCCCGCAUCCCCUGUUUUCCUUUUCCCACCUUCAACCAAAUUCAAUUCCAUUUAUUUUCCUUUCAUUAUUUAAUGCUUUUAAAAUUAAAGCAUUUCAAGCUUUGAAUCUCUCUCUCUCUCUCUCUCUGGGUGAUGGAAUGUUGAUAUAGAUCUCAAUUCUCAAGGGUCGAAGAAUUGCACCUAGUGAUUCAUAGAAGGACAUCAACCGAAGCACAUCGUCUUGUAUUCUGCGAAGCCUCAAAUCUGUGAACGACCCAACUCGCCGAUGGGUGCCUACAGAGCUGACGACGACUACGAUUACCUGUUCAAGGUGGUGUUAAUCGGCGACUCCGGCGUGGGCAAAUCGAACCUUCUUUCCAGAUUCACCAGAAACGAGUUCAGUCUCGAGUCCAAGUCCACCAUCGGCGUCGAGUUCGCCACUCGCAGCAUUCAUGUGGACGAUAAGGUCGUCAAGGCCCAGAUUUGGGACACCGCCGGCCAAGAAAGGUACCGUGCAAUCACAAGUGCAUACUACCGAGGAGCUGUUGGUGCCCUACUUGUUUACGAUGUCACAAGGCAUGUCACAUUUGAGAAUGUUGAGAGAUGGUUGAAGGAGCUUCGGGAUCACACAGAUUCCAACAUUGUGAUCAUGCUAGUUGGGAACAAGGCAGAUUUACGUCACUUGCGUGCUGUUUCCACCGAGGAUGCCAAGGCAUUUGCUGAAAGGGAGAACACAUUUUUCAUGGAAACCUCUGCUCUUGAGUCCAUGAAUGUGGAAAAUGCCUUCACAGAAGUUCUUACUCAGAUAUUUCAUGUUGUCAGCAGGAAGACUCUUGACAUUGGGAAUGACCCAGCUGCCUUGCCCAAGGGACAGACAAUAAAUGUUGGCACGAAAGAUGAUGUUUCGGCUGUGAAAAAAGUUGGAUGCUGCUCUGCAUAAUUUGAAGAAAUAAGGGAAAGAAGCCCUCUAAUCAGAACAAAUUCUCCUCUUUUUGUUUUGAAGAUUUUUCCAGUUAGACACGGAAAACUUGCUCACUCGAUAGAUUUCUGGUUUCAUGGCAUAUUUAAGCAGAGGCGAUUACCAGCUGACCUUUGGAAUCAACUGAUCUUCAUUGCAUUUGGAACGUGACUCCCCUACUUAUUUGCAGUUUCUUCCUCUUUUCCUCAUCUUUCCAAUUUUUUUUCAUGGAAAUAUUAUCCUUUACCUCAUUUCAGUCCAUUACUGUAGUUUUGGACUACCCAUUAGAUCAGAUUAUAUUUGAUUGUCUCAGCAUUUGAAUUUGAAAAUGUGUGAAGAAAAUAUCUGUAUUUCCAUUGAAUGAUGUUUGUUCAUUUGGGACCGAAGAAAUGGCUAAUUAAAUCUCUGUUGUGUGCUUUUCUCCUUA
Molecule: messenger RNA, 1717 nt
Organism: Malania oleifera
Lineage: Eukaryota; Viridiplantae; Streptophyta; Magnoliopsida; Santalales; Ximeniaceae
Product: ras-related protein RABA1f-like
Exons: 2
Coding region: 619-1272 (217 amino acids)
Cellular component (GO): endosome
Molecular function (GO): GTPase activity; GTP binding
Source: RefSeq, a predicted model, not a curated record